AUGAGUAAAAAGAACAUGGCAAUUUCUUUUCAUAAUCAUGACAACAUGAUAAUGUUAACGAGGAAAUAUUUAAAAAGAAAAAUAAUGUACCCGGAAACAAAAUUUAGAAAUCACAUUCAGGAGCGUCUGCACGUUCUUGAAUUAAUGAAACGUACCGUUGAUAUGGGUGAAAGUAAUUCAGUGCUAUUAAUUGGACCAAGAGGCAGUGGAAAAACUACUCUCAUUAAUAGCGUGUUAAAAGAAUUGUCUUGUUCAAAAAAUUUCCAAGACAAUGCACUUAUAGUGAGUCUUCAUGGUCUAGUUCACACUGACGAUCGAUUGGCUUUAAAGGAUGCAACAAGACAAAUGCAAUUGGAAAAUGUUGUAGAAGAUAAAGUUUUUGGUACAUUUGCCGAAAAUUUAAGCUUUCUAUUAGAAAGUUUGAAAUCUGGUGACAAAAAGCACUCCAAACCAAUAAUAUUUAUAUUGGACGAAUUCGAUUUAUUCUGCACACAUCAUAAUCAAACUUUACUGUACAAUCUCUUUGACGUGGCUCAAUCUGCUCAAGCUCCCAUUUGCGUAAUUGGAAUAACUUGUAGGUUAGAUGUUAUAGAAUUGCUAGAAAAAAGAGUCAAAUCUAGAUUUUCUCAUCGACAAAUAUUCUUAUAUCCUGGCGACACAUCUGGUUCCGACAUACCAGCCUCAGUCUUCGAUGAUCGAUUAGAACUCUUUGAGCGAUUGCUUAGCUUACCCGAUGAUGAAAAUGUUAAUAAAAUUGAAGAAGAAAACACAGAAUGUAAUAUAGAUGAGAAAUUUCGAGCAAUUUGGAAUGAUCAGAUUAAAAGCUUGAAAGACAAUCCAACGAUUAUUAACAUUCUAAAACAAAUGCAUAAAACUGAUAGGACGGAAAGGAAAUUUAGAAAUUUUUUAGCCAUAGCAAUUUCUUCGUUGUGCACGAGUCAUCAAGAAUUAGAAGUUGAUGAUUUUGUCCAAGCCAGUAAAAUUUUUACGCAAAAUGAUAAGGUUUUAAUUUUGGAGGGUUUGUCUAUUUUAGAAAUGUGCCUAAUAAUAGCCAUGAAGCAUGAAACAGAAAUUUUUGAUGGCGAACCUUUGAAUUUUGAAAAAGUAUCAAAUCGUUAUUUAAAAUUUGCAAAUCAAAAUUCUGCUAUUGCCUCUGUCCAAAAACCGGUAAUCAUGAAAGCAUUUGAGCAUAUUAAAAAUUUGGAAUUAAUCAUACCUGUGGGAAUGAACCAAAGAAUCGAGAAGGAGUAUCAAUCUUAUAAAUUUACAUUGACAUCGCAACAGGUUAUGGAGGCUGUCAAGAAUUAUCAAGAUUUACCAACUGAUAUAACUCAAUGGGCAGACAGUAGUAUCAUCUAAGAUGAUUUAUAAAGUCGAAGAUGCCUUUUUGCCAUAACUUAUAAAUUUAAGAGCUAGUUAUCUUCGAUUUUGUUCGUAAUUAUUUUCUAUAUAGAGUAUACUUUAUGUCUUUGCUAUACAAAAGACUUUUAUCGAUUAAAAUUGUCUAAAUUCAGUAAAAAAUGACUAAAUUGAAGUGAAAAAACGUCUUUUACCAGUGCCAUUAUAUUUACUUAUUAAAAAUCAUAGGAAUAAGUGUAUAACGAUGCGGAUGUGUGUGCGUGUGUUGUGUGCGUGCG
Messenger RNA from Ceratosolen solmsi marchali, 1637 nucleotides. RefSeq names its product origin recognition complex subunit 4 (gene Orc4). Gene Ontology annotation, molecular function: ATP binding; DNA replication origin binding; ATP hydrolysis activity. Gene Ontology annotation, cellular component: nucleus; nuclear origin of replication recognition complex. The coding region runs from base 1 to 1359 and encodes 452 amino acids. NCBI's taxonomy places the organism in Eukaryota, Metazoa, Arthropoda, Insecta, Hymenoptera, Agaonidae. Gene Ontology annotation, biological process: DNA replication; DNA replication initiation. The record is from RefSeq and is a predicted model, not a curated record. The transcript has 5 exons.